AUGGCUAAGACAAAGGCUGCCCAAGUUGAGAAGCAGUCAAAAAGUAGAAAGGAAAGGGAUGGUCCAAGUCCUGGUGCAGCAAGUUCCACAGACCUUGUGAAGACAACAGGACCAAAAGAGAAACUUAGGAGCACAACGAAGAAUGAGACCACUGGGACGAAGAAUGUAGAGAAGAUGAAGGCAACAACAUCCAAGGAGGAUGGGACCACGAAGAUGAUGGAUGCAGAGAAGGCAAAGGUGAAGGAAUCCAAGAAGGAUAAGACUAGUGAGACGAAGGAUGUAGAGAAAACGAAGGUAAAGACAUCCAAGAAAGAUGAGACCAGUGAGAAGAAGGAUGCAGAGAAGACGAAGGAAAAGACAUCCAAGAAGGAUGAGACCAGUGAGAAGAAGGAUGCAGAGAAGACAAAAGCAGAGGCAUCCAAGAAGGGCACAAAGGAUGCAGAGAAGACAGCAGAGGCAUCUAAGAAGGACAAGACCAGUGAGAAGAAGGAUGCAGAGAAGACGAAGGCAGAAGCAUCCAAGAAGGACAAGACCAGUGAGAAGAAGGAUGCAGAGAAGACGAAGGCAGAAGCAUCCAAGAAGGACAAGACCAGUGAGAAGAAGGAUGCAGAGAAGACGAAGGCAGAAGCAUCGAAGAAGGACAAGACCAGUGAGAAGAAGGAUGCAGAGAAGACAGCAGAGGCAUCCAAGAAGGACAAGACCAGUGAGAAGAAGGAUGCAGAGAAGACGAAGGCAGAAGCAUCCAAGAAGGACAAGACCAGUGAGGAGAAGGAUGCAGAGAAGACGAAGGCAGAAGCAUCCAAGAAGGACAAGAAGGAUGUAGAGAAGACCUCAGAGACAUCCAAGAAGGACAAGACCAGUGAGAAGAAGGAUGCAGAGAAGUCGAAGGCAGAAGCAUCCAAGAAGGACAAGACCAGUGAGAAGAAGGAUGCAGAGAAGACGAAGGCAGGAGAAUCCAAGAAGGAUGAGACCAGUGAGAAGGAAGCAGAAAAGACGAAGGCAAAGGCAUCCAAGCAGGACAAGAAGGAUGUAGAGAAGACCUCCGAGGCAUCCAAGAAGGACAAGACCAGUGAGAAGAAGGAUGCAGAGAAGACGAAGGCAGAAGCAUCGAAGAAGGACAAGACCAGUGAGAAGAAGGAUGCAGAGAAGACAGCAGAGGCAUCCAAGAAGGACAAGACCAGUGAGAAGAAGGAUGCAGAGAAGACGAAGGCAGAAGCAUCCAAGAAGGACAAGACGAGUGAGGAGAAGGAUGCAGAGAAAACGAAGGCAGAAGCAUCCAAGAAGGACAAGAAGGAUGUAGAGAAGACCUCAGAGACAUCCAAGAAGGACAAGACCAGUGAGAAGAAGGAUGCAGAGAAGACGAAGGCAGGAGAAUCCAAGAAGGAUGAGACCAGUGAGAAGGAUGCAGAAAAGACGAAGGCAAAGGCAUCCAAGAAGGAUGUGACCUUUGAGAAGGAAGGAGAAGAUAGCAAGAGCAGUCAGAAGGCUGAUGCCCAGAAUGCAUCUGCAGAACCGAACAGCUGUGGAGGAUCGAUCACAGAUAAGAAGGAGAAGAAAGAGAAAAAGGAAAAGAAGGAAAAGAAAACUAAGAAAUGUAAGACAGGUGAUGUGGAGGAGGGCGGCACGAAGCAGGAGAAGAAAGACGACACACAUGUCGCACCUGACUCCACUGGAGGAGACAAAGCAAAGAAGGAAACACAUCCAGUUGUUGCCAAGGCAUCAGAGGCAACAGCUGACAACAAGAAGAAGGAUGCAGGAGAGAUGAACACACUAGCACUUGCAAAGAAAAAUGACCAAAACAAGAUAAAAAGUCCAGCAAGUGAUACUUCAACGACAGCAAGCAGUGACCAGAGUGGGAAUGUGAACAAAAAUCGAAAGACACUUGCAAUCUUGGAUGCCCCCAAGCGGGGUCACAACGGUGCCCCUACUGGACACACUCCAGAAAAGAAGAAGCUGAGGUUUGAUGAAGAAGUUUAUGAGGAAAAUGAUGAGGACUUGUCUGGCGAGAGUUGCGAUGAGGACCUUCCAAGUCCCCCACUGACCAGCAGCAGUCCUGCUGGCACUGUUGCAUCUGAGGUGACCAAGCUGCAGCUCUACAAGCUCUACGGGAAAUCCAAGGAGUCGAAGGCUUUCAUUGCUGAGCUCACCAAGGGACAGGCCGGUGUUCCACACCCACAAGCCCCCAACAAUCAAGCUGCUCGAAUGUUCAAAGUCCUCAAGGAAGUUGCUGAAGUAACUUCCUCGGGCACAAAAGGCGAGACGGAGAUCAAAGUUGGCGGACGAGUCCGCAGUGCGUCCAUGAAAGAGAUGGUUGCAAAGCAGUUGAAGACUGGGUUCGAUAGUUUAGAGGGUCAACCCAUGAUGGAUCUUAAGACUGGGGCAAUCAAGAGCAAGAAAUGCAAGAAAGAACGAAGUGCGGAACAGACGGCUUCGUCAGACCUCAAGCAGUUUGUUUCGAAGUUGAAGAAAUGCGUCAAUGGCCUGCCUGUCACAAUUGCAGAGAUGGAAGCUAUGAAUCUGCGAAAUUCCGAUGAGCUUGUGAAUGUGCUUCGACAACACGUAUCAACUUUGCCGGAAUUAUUCGGUGAAGCCAGCGACAUGGCAAACAAGCCUUUGUCUGAGAUCAUCCCCGAAGAGGUAGGUGAAUGGUUAGAUGUAAAGAAACCCAUGUUAAAUGUAGUUGAAGUGGAUUGGCGUGAUGCCAAGCGUCGCAUCAAUGCAGCAAAGGGUCCCAAGAAGAGGGCACCAGCUGGUGAUGCGGACAAAGAGCCUGAUCACAGCGGCAGUUCUUUCGGUGGUUCUGAUGAGGAAGAUUGA
Molecule: messenger RNA, 2817 nt
Organism: Cladocopium goreaui
Lineage: Eukaryota; Dinophyceae; Suessiales; Symbiodiniaceae
Source: the annotation of a GenBank genome assembly